AUGACUCAGGCACAGGUGCCACCUCGGCAUAUCAUGAGAACUCUUGUAGAAAAGUUUCCCGGAGACUAUCCAAACAUCAGGCAUGUCUACAACUGCAGAAGUAAUAUUAGAAUGGAGCAAUUCAAGGGAAGAGAGGUGGUUCACCAGGUGCUUCAUUUGGCCAGACAGAGCAAAUACCUCACUUGGGUUAUGACUGACACCAACAAUGUGUUGCAACAUGCUUUCAUGGCACACCAGAUCAUGACAAAUUUGCUAUGCCCAUACCCGUACGUGAUAGGUAUGGAUUCCACUUACAAGACGAACCAAUACGACAUGCCAUUCUUUGAGAUUAUUGGGGUUACACCGACAAAUCAUAACUUUCUUGUUGCAUACGCAUUCAUGAGGUUGGAGUCCGAAGAAAGUUAUCGGUGGGUGCUUCAGUGCUUGAGGUUAUUGAUCGGUCAUCAUAGAGAGCCGUUAGUACUACUAACAUAUAGGGAGCUUGGCCUUUGUGCAGCGUUGAAGAGCGUGUUUCCAAACACAAGACACAUGUUGUGUGUGUGGCAUAUUAACAAAGAUGUUGAGGCGAAGGUUACUUCCAUGUUUGAAAAAAAGAAGGAGAUUGGUGCCAAGUUGAAAAAUGGGAGGUUUAAGCAUGUGAUUAAUGCUACAUCUGAAGAGGCGUAUAAAAGAGAGCUUUUCUACGGUUCUUUAGACAUAGUUUGGGCUCAGGUGCACUGCUCAAUUGAGAACCAGAUCAUAGCCAUUCGUAAUGGGUUGGAGGCAUGUAGAACAACUCAUGGUCAAAAGUACAAGCAAGAGCCUUUGCAUCAGCUGAACGGAAAGGUAUCCCACUAUUGUCUGUCCAUUCUUCUUGGUGAGACGAACAGGAUGCGAGGGAAGGGGUUGUAUACGAAGAACAUUCAUCCAUAUUGGAGGACCCUAAUCAUUGGAGCGGGUGUCGACAUUCCUGAUAUAGUUGAUGAAAAUGAUGAGGAUCGAGCUCAUUGUCGCACCCUUGUUGAUCAGGUUAUUUCCAGCGACCAUGUGAUGCUUAGGCACGUGUCUCAAGUGGUUGAGGGUGAGAUGGAUCCUAACUAUGAUGACCUUCUGGAGCCUCGAGUCAACCCCCGAGUAACCUCCCGAGAGAAAGAACAGACGAGAUCCUUCGUUUUUCGAGCAUGUUCAACUACCGGGUUUGACAAACGACGAUGCAGAUACAUCUACGCGAUUCCCAACAUCAUUUGGCCUUACGUUGUAGGUGUUAAGGACGUAAUUGGAGAUGGGAACUGCGGAUUUCGUUGCGUAGCAGAUUUAUAUUAUGGAGAUCAGGAGGAGUGGCGAUUGGUUUGA
Molecule: messenger RNA, 1332 nt
Organism: Chenopodium quinoa (quinoa)
Lineage: Eukaryota; Viridiplantae; Streptophyta; Magnoliopsida; Caryophyllales; Amaranthaceae
Product: protein FAR1-RELATED SEQUENCE 5-like
Exons: 4
Coding region: 1-1332 (443 amino acids)
Biological process (GO): regulation of DNA-templated transcription
Source: RefSeq, a predicted model, not a curated record